Trypanosoma rangeli is the source of this 2016-nucleotide messenger RNA. RefSeq names its product putative cell cycle sequence binding phosphoprotein (RBP33). Gene Ontology annotation, cellular component: cytoplasm. The transcript has a single exon. Bases 1 to 2016 code for a protein of 671 amino acids. The record is from RefSeq and is a predicted model, not a curated record. NCBI's taxonomy places the organism in Eukaryota, Euglenozoa, Kinetoplastea, Trypanosomatida, Trypanosomatidae.
AUGACCACUACGGACGUCAAUGGCAGCGAGGAUAUUCUUGACGGCUUCUUUAGCCGCCUGUCGCUGCCGUUUAAACCUUCAGGCGGCAGCAGCGGGGCCCCAUGGAACAAUGAAAGACAAAAACGACAGUUGCAGACGUCAGAGGCAUUGCAGCCGCGUACCCCAAAUAACACCUCACUUGAUGCCGUCACGAUCCCCAGCAAAAGUAGCAGCGGGGUGGGCGGUCUCAAGGACGGUGUUGCACAUCCAGGCAGCGCCAGCGCCGGUGUCUCUGCACAUGGUGGUGUAAAUCCGUUGGAAAUGCAUACCACCUCUCCCAUUUCUAGCGCGCCGCAGAAUCAGGGAUACGUGAUGGCGCCCUCCAAGUACACCACUGCGUUGGUUCAGCCUCCGCAGCUGCAGCACAGCAUGCAACAGUACCCCAUUCCUAUGCCUUCCACCACAAUCACGCCGCAAGCCACCACAGCACAAGCAGAGGAUGUGCCUGGGUCCGAUGCGUCGCGGCCCGCGCUUAUGCCAGGUAAAGAAGUGAUGCUGGAGCGGCUCAUGGCAUGCCUAGGCGAGUCCAAAGGUAUGGCGGCACUCCAGCUUGGGAUAGCCCAGGCGAUUGCUCCCUCCUCCCCCUCGGUGGCUGUUUUGAGGCAAGUGAUUGAACACUUGGAGGGGGACAUUGAGCAACUCCUUCAACUCCGGGACAUGUCUGCCGCUUCCAACCUCAUGAACGUUGAGGCGGCAAGGGACUUUUUCACCAAUUCAGAGCUGCAGUUGCCUAAUCAUCAAUAUCGGCAUCAACAACAACACCAGCAACUGCAUCAGCUGACCGACGCAAGCGGGGCGCCUCUUUUUGGAGCUCCUGCACAAGCAGCUGCGACGGUAGCUGCAGCACCGCUUUGCGACCAGGGGCUAUGGUGUCUUCCGGAGUCACGCAAUGACUCUAUCAAAAACGGCAGCCGCAAAUUGGCAGAUGUACCGGGCGCGACUGCUAUGAAGCGGCAGCAGCAGCAACCGUAUCAGCAACUCGAGACCACCAUCACGCCUCCGUCAGGACACAUCAGCCCGUAUGGUGGCGAAGGUGUGGUGUCUACGACGCAGGUAUAUCCAAUAACACACUCAUCGUAUAUUGCCUCUGGCGAGGAUCCUUCAGCUGCGUAUACUGCAUCUGCGGAGACGGGACAUAAUUUUAUAGAGACCUCUGCCGUGGGUCGUGGUCGGGGACACGUAGGUGCACUGAGUGGUCCCCCACAUCGCCCUGUGGAUCCACCAACCUCUGCGGAAGGUGAACUGGUGUCAACGUUUCUCGCCUUUGUAGAGUUUAAGCGACACCGAGUGCGCAAGUACGAGUGCAACAUAGACAUUUCCCCGGGACGCUACGUCAUGGUGGACGGGGAUCGUGGAAAGGACUGCGGUCUGCUUGUGCAGACCAUUAAGACGCUACCCGAUGGCUCCACCACCUCCUUCUGCAUGGACGGUACGUAUAUCAUUCCAGACAAGAUUAAGCUGGAGAAGGGACGUGUGCUGGGGUUGGCGACAGAGGAAGAGACCACCUACCUGCACAACACUGUGCAGCACUCAGAACGCGUGGCCCUAGAAACCUGCAGAAGGGUGUGCGCCGAAAUGGGCAUCAACCUCACCCCCCAGGACUGUGAGUACCAAUUCGACAUGGAGAAGGUAAGCUUCUACUUCAACAGCGAGCACAGCGUUGACUUCCGUCCCCUGGUGCGCGAGCUUUACCGCAUGUUUCGUGUGCGGAUCUGGAUGGAGAACACAAACCCAAACGUGAAGAAUGCCAUGCCCAUCACGGAUGCGGGGGGAAACGGCAACGAUGAGGACUUUGCCGCGGUGAGCGAGGGUACCGCCUCCAAUUAUAACCCGUACCACCACUCCCGUAGGCACGGCGGUGGCGCGGGCCCGGAUGCUAUGGGUGAAGACAACAGCAACGGCAAUGGCGCGGGUAGACGACGCGGGCAACGUCGGGGACAGCAGAAACACUCACAACGGAAGGACAACAGGAAGUAG